AUGAGCAUGCCUUCUCAAUCAUCAUCGGAUGCACCCGAGUCAUUUAUCCAGAGGCUUCCUAAUGAACUGCUCAUCCUGAUCUUUGAACAGUUGCACCCAGCCACUGAAAAAUACCCAAAAUUUAGCUAUUGGCUAAACCCGAUGUUGGUCUGUCGCCGAUGGUAUCCUAUUGCAGAAGAAGUUGCAUGCGCUAGUACGACACUGUACAUUGAGCGGGAUCCGGACGCGACGACAAGAGUAUUGAUCAAUAAAUCACAGACAAGAAGAUAUGUUCGGUCAGUAAGGUUCAAUUGCAACUUCGCGGCAGAGAGCUUGAGGGCCAGAACCCUGAUACUGCUGCAGUCGUUGAAGCGUGUGCGCUGUCUUAUCCUGGACUCCGGGUUCCCAAUAAAAGACAAUGCUAUGCUCGCAGCGUUCCGGGAAAUGCCCCUCACUGAGCUGCACAUAACUUACUUGCUGUGUCCGUACUCCCUGUUAGAAUUCUCUAACAUCCCCACUCUGCGACGUUUGGCUCUCAAUAAUUGGGGUGAUUUCAUUAGGGAACGUUGGCGUCGGGGAGCAGUCCCUAGACGCCGCCCGCCUCCACGGUUUGACGUCGACCUAGAUAAUUUCCUACCACCAAGGAAACAAAGGACCUCGAGGAUUACGACUCUUCGAUUCAAGAAACUCGACAUCCCUGCGGACCUUUUGGAACGGCUUUUCAUGUGGCCGGCGGAUCUGGAAAGCGUCGAAUUGGACUUUCUCCCCAGAACACCUCGGCUUCUAACAUACACGGCUGAAAGAAUCCAGGAUAUGCUCGCACCGCGUGCUGCAUCUCUUAAAAACGUUAGAUUAGGCGCUCUGCAUCUCAACAGCAGGCGUAUACCGGACUUUUCAUCCUUCAACUGUCUGGAAACGCUUACUGUGUAUGGAGCAAAUCUCUUGUCAGAGCGUCCCGAGAUUGCACUGCAGAAGCUGGCUACGCCGAGUCUCAAACUUCUUAUAAUAGACCUUAGAAGCGACUCGGAAAUUAUCGCGGGUCGUGGAAAGUUCCCAGAAGUCUAUCGCUGUUGGCUGGAGAGUUUUUUCAAGGGGGUUAAGGGCGUCAGCAGACUGUCAGGGCUCAAGAACGUGCAGAUUUACACUUACAAGGGUCUUUUUAAAGAGGUGCGUCAUCUUCCCUCUGCCCAAAUGGUAGAUAAUUUGGUACAAAUUGCCCAGGAGUGUGGAAUAUUUCUCGAGGAUCUGUCUGGCAACCUCGUCCCUCUCACCGUCAUCAAAGGCGCCGGCCACGAGUUCAUCCCCCUUCCUCAGGGCGAGAACGCAACGACAGCCGACUUCCACUCCAUUCGCACCAAGACCGAGUCGCCGGCCUACUUCACCUCCGGAUUCUACAAGAUCGAGGCUGGACCGCAACGACCCGCACACUACACAUUCGAGGAGACCAAGUACGUCCUUAAUGGUCAGAUCGACGUUCUGGACGAGGCUACCGGAAUCACCCACCAUCUAGUCCCGGGCGACUUUGCCUUUUUCCACGUCGGAUCUAAGGUCAAGUUCUCGACCAAGUCCUCGGGUUUCGCCUUCUACGCCGUUACUCGGCCCGUUCGGGCUCCCCACCCUAACCUUGUGGACCGAGAGGAGAAGCAGGCCAAGUUGUAA
Aspergillus steynii IBT 23096 is the source of this 1638-nucleotide messenger RNA. RefSeq names its product F-box protein. The record is from RefSeq and is a predicted model, not a curated record. NCBI's taxonomy places the organism in Eukaryota, Fungi, Ascomycota, Eurotiomycetes, Eurotiales, Aspergillaceae. The transcript has 4 exons. Bases 1 to 1638 code for a protein of 545 amino acids. Gene Ontology annotation, molecular function: protein binding.